AUGGAUUCUGGAUUGGAUGAGGAACCUAGUGGAGCAUCAGAUUCAACAGUUUUGAAGAGAAACUGGAAAGAUGUUGCUUGGGAAUAUGGAAUGUUGUCUGAUUCGAAGAAUCUUGACAAAGUUAAAUGCAAAUUGUGUGGGAAAGAAUUUUUAGGAGGUGCUUACAGGAUAAAAGAACACAUUGCCAAAAUUCCUGGAAACGUUUCUGCUUGUCCAAGAUCAUCAAAGGAUGAUCAAGAGAAAUGCAAGAAUGCUAUCGAGGAAGCAAAGAAGAAGAAGAAGAAGAAGGUAACUCUAGAUGAUGAGCUGCGGCAAACAGUUAAUGUUCAUGGCAGUGGAGAUAUGGAUGAUGUGAUUGAACUUGAAGAAAUGGGUUCAAGAAAGAUGCAAAGGACACUUGGUCCAAUGGAUAAGUUUGCAACAAACAUCAAUCCAGAAUCUAGACCUCUUCCAACUAGGCAACAAAAUAUCAAUGAUGCUCUUUGGAAAGAGAAGCUACAGAAGGUUCAGCAAUAUAUUGCUAGGUGGGUGUACGCUUCAGGUGUUCCUUUCAAUACUAUAGCAAACGAUGAGUUUAAGCUAAUGGCUGAAGCUAUAAGACAAUUUGGUCCAAGAGUCACACCACCAAGUCAACACCAACUUCGAGAGCCUUUACUUAAGGAAGAGGUUGAUAGAGUUCAUGGUUUGCUGAAACCACAAGAAGAAGAGUGGAAGAAGAAUGGGUGCACGGUGAUGACAGAUGCUUGGUCUGAUCGAAAGAGGAGAAGUAUCAUGAAUCUAUGUGUUAAUUACAAAGGAGGUACAAUGUUUCGCUCAUGUAAAGAUAGUUCAGAUGAGGCUCAUACAGGUGGAUAUAUUUCUGAGUAUGUCAAAGGCUGCAUUGAGGAGAUUGGUGAAGAGAAUGUAGUUCAAGUGGUUACUGAUAAUGCUGCUAACAAUAUGACUACGGCAAGAAUGAUGAAAGAGAUCAAGCCGAGUAUAUUUUGGACAUCAUGUGAGACUCACUUCAUCAAUUUGAUGCUUGAAAGCAUAUCAAAACUCACAAGGUUCAAAGGCACAAUUCAGAUGGCAAAAGACUUCACAAUCUUCAUAUAUGCUCACCAUAUGAUAUUGGCCUUGAUGAGAACAUUCACAAAUAGGACAGACAUUGUGAGACCUGGUGUUACUAGAUUUGCAUCAUCAUUUCUUACUUUGCAAAGUCUCUUGGACAAGAGGGAUCAACUAGCAGCCAUGUUUUCUAGCGGUGAGUGGAGAAACUGCAAAUGGUCAAAACAUUCCAAAGGAAUGAAGGCAUUUAACACAAUGAUGAGUGUUAAAUUUUGGAAUGAGGUGAUAAUGUGCUUGAAAGUUUUUGGACCAUUGGUCAAACUGCUUCGACUUGUUGAUGGAGAUAAGAAGCCUACAAUGGGAUUUCUGCAUGGAGAACUAAUAUAA
Messenger RNA from Camelina sativa (false flax), 1434 nucleotides. The record is from RefSeq and is a predicted model, not a curated record. Lineage: Eukaryota; Viridiplantae; Streptophyta; Magnoliopsida; Brassicales; Brassicaceae.